This is a messenger RNA of Plasmodium malariae, 900 nucleotides long. Its product is annotated as syntaxin, Qa-SNARE family, putative. Bases 1 to 900 code for a protein of 299 amino acids. The record is from RefSeq and is a predicted model, not a curated record. NCBI's taxonomy places the organism in Eukaryota, Apicomplexa, Aconoidasida, Haemosporida, Plasmodiidae. The transcript has a single exon.
AUGUCAUAUAAGAAUUAUGAAAGGGCAAAGAUUACAUACGUAGAGGAAGGAAAAGAAGACAAUAAUGAAAAGAAAAUUAAAGAUAAUAUAUUGCUUAUUAAAAAAAAUAUGAUAUAUGCAGAAGAAAAUUUAGAAAACUUAAAAAACAAUUUAAUAUCAAAAAGAAUUAUAGAAGCAUUACAUGAAGAAAUACAACAAAUUUAUGUUAAAGUAAUCGAGACAGAAAAUUUAUUUCGUGAAUGGGAAAUAAAAUUUGCUGAAAAUCCUUUUGAAAAGCAAAAAAAAAAGUAUAUUUUUGAAAAGUUAAAUAUACAUUUUAAAAAUGAAGUAAAUAAAUUAGAAAAUAUAUCUGUGAAUGUAAAAAAAGCAGCUAAUGAAUUACCAAAUAUUGAAAAUGGUGAGAUGCAUUAUAAUAAUAACAUAAAUAACAUUUCUUUAAAUAAAAAGAAAAAUAAUAAAUUUGUUUCCAGUGAUUUUGCCAAUGAUAAUUUUAUUUUAAAUUUAGAGAAAAGUUAUGUAAAUAAUGAUGAUUUUAUUGAAUCUUCGAAUUUAUAUGAUUAUGAAUUAGAUCAAUUUAAUGAAAAUGAUCUUUUAAUUGAACAUGAAAUAGCUAAUGAAAGAUUUGAGGGAAUUAAAAAAAUACAAGGCCAAGUGGUACAAGCACAAGAAGUUUUCAAGGAUUUAGCUAAUCUUGUUUUUACUCAAAAAGAAAAUAUUGAAAUCUUGAAUAAUAAUGUAUAUGAUACUAAUGUAAAUGCCUUUAAUAGCGCAAAGGAACUAAAGAAAACAUAUCAUAAUGUGAAGCAACAGAAAUUCACUUGGUGUCUAGCCGCUAUAACGUUAGUAAUAUUUAUUUAUUUUAUUUAUUUUAAGUUAUUACAUUUUUCAAUAUUUGGCUAA